This is a messenger RNA of Clarias gariepinus (North African catfish), 1283 nucleotides long. RefSeq names its product mitochondrial ribosomal protein L3 (gene mrpl3). Bases 95 to 1138 code for a protein of 347 amino acids. Gene Ontology annotation, molecular function: structural constituent of ribosome. Gene Ontology annotation, biological process: translation. Lineage: Eukaryota; Metazoa; Chordata; Actinopteri; Siluriformes; Clariidae. Gene Ontology annotation, cellular component: mitochondrial large ribosomal subunit; ribosome. The record is from RefSeq and is a predicted model, not a curated record. The transcript is spliced from 10 exons.
AGUUGUGACAUUUCAGGACAGUCAUGGGAAUGGUGUGUGUGUGAUGUGUGGGGAGUUACAGUUGUGUUAAACAGUGUGUGUGAUCAGGAUAAAGAUGUCCGUGUGGAGAUGGAGACUCCUCAGACUCGGGGACGCGCUGCUCAACACGGCGGCUGCGGUUUCACCCCGAACCGGAGCAGGAGCAGCACCGGCAGGUGGCACUUUUCUUCAGGGUGUGAGGACGGUGAAGACGUCCACAUGGUGGGAUGAACAUCUGACUGAGGACGGGGCGGAGUUCCUGAGGAGGGAGGUGGGGGAGGAGUACCGAGAGCUCACCGCGGCUAAUCUCAGCCCUCUGAAGGACGACCCCUGGCCCCGCCCCGCGUGGGAGGACCAGAGCCGCAGGGUCGGGCUGGUGGCCGUGAAGCUGGGGAUGAUGCCGGUGUGGACCAGGUCAGGAGAGCGCCAUGUAGUGACCAUGCUGCAGGUGCAGGACUGCCAUGUGAUUAAACACAUACCUAAAGAUCUGUAUGAUGGCAGGUCGGCUGCUCUGGUCAUCGGCGGGAAAAACGUCUCUCCCUUUCAUAGAUCAGAGAAGUACCUGGAGACGUUCCAGAACGCUGGAGUUCCCCCUAAACAAAAACUCGCCACAUUCAGAGUCACAGAAAACGCCAUCAUCAAACCAGGAACUCCUCUGUACGCUGCACACUUCCGUCCAGGACAGUACGUGGACGUCACAGCCAAGACGAUUGGGAAGGGGUUCCAGGGUGUGAUGAAGCGCUGGGGUUUCAGUGGCCAACCUGCUACUCACGGCCAAACCAAAACACACAGGAGACCUGGUGCUCUGGGACCAGGAGGGGAUCCUGCUAAAGUCUUCAAAGGGAAGAAGAUGCCCGGCAGGAUGGGAAACAUUUACGACACAGCGUUUGGCCUGAAGGUUUGGAGAGUAAACACCAAAAAGAACAUCAUGUAUGUGAACGGCUCUGUACCUGGCCACCGGAACUGCAUGGUGAAGGUGAGAGACACGGUUCUUCCUCGACACCAGGAGAAGAACAGGAACCCUCCGUUCCCCACGUACUUCAGAGACGGAGACGAGGAGCUCCCAGACGACCUGUACGCAGACGACAUGUUCCAGUUCGGGGAGGCUCUCCCUGAGUGAGACCCCACCCCCCCACACACUGUAUGUGUACUGAGAGUUUUGCUGAAGGACUGAGAUGAUUAACACACACCUCUGUGCAGCGCUCUGACCCGACACACCCUGCUGUUUGUAAAUCUUAUCAUUAAAAUCCUGUUUUUCAUACAAA